AUGGCUUCAUAACGAACAAUAUUUUGCCGUAGCUCAGAAAAAAUACGUGUAUAUUUAUGAUCAGAAUGGACUUGAAGUGCAUCGUCUAAAAAGACAUAUCGAACCUAAUAGACUGGAGUUUUUGCCGUAUCAUUUUUUACUAGUUUCUGUGGGAAAUGCCGGCUGGUUGAAAUAUCAAGACACAUCCACGGGGAAAUUUGUCGUUGAAUUACGAACAAAACUUGGUAAAUGCGAUGCGAUGACUCAGAAUCCUUGGAAUGCAAUUAUUCAUUUAGGACAUGCCAAUGGUACUGUCACAUUAUGGUCGCCAAACAUGACAACGCCCCUCGUUAAAAUGUUGACGCAUAAAGGUCCUGUAACAGCGCUAGCAAUUGAUCGGACUGGAAAGUAUAUGGCAACUUCUGGUCUUGAUGGGCAACUCAAGCUUUGGGAUAUCCGUACGUAUAAAUCGUUGCAAGAAUACUUUACGACUACUCCUGCCUGCUCGCUCUCGAUCUCACAGAUGGGUUUAUUGGCUGUGGGAUGGGGACCUCAUAUUAGCGUUUGGAAAGACGCUUUCCUUCAAAAACAGAAAUCGCCAUAUAUGACACACAUCCAACGUGGCACACAACUUCAAGAUCUUCACUUUUGCCCGUACGAGGACGUGCUGGGGUUCGGUCAUUCACAGGGAAUAUCAAGUCUAAUCAUACCAGAACCGAAUUUUGAUAGUUUGGAAGCGAAUCCAUUUCAGACGAAAAAGCAGCGGCAAGAAGCUGAGGUUCGCAGUCUUUUGGAAAAGAUUCAACCUGAAAUGAUUACUUUGGAUCCAUCAUUUAUUGGUAAAAUGGAUCGUACUCCACAAGAGCUUCGAGAAAAAGAACGUAUGGAACGAGAGGCUGAACAAACCACUGGUGACAUGUCAAAACCUCGUAAAAAAACACGAGGCAAAAAUUCUUCGUUGAAACGAUACUUGCGAAAGAAGAAUAAGAAUGUGAUUGAUGAAAAGAGGCUGCAAAUUGAAGAAAAAAUUGCACGUGAACGACAAGAACGCGAAAAACGUAAGCGUGGCGAAUUGGAUCACGAUAAGCCAUUUACAGCUUUAGAUCGAUUUGGUAGUGAUUACA
Ambispora leptoticha is the source of this 1103-nucleotide messenger RNA. NCBI's taxonomy places the organism in Eukaryota, Fungi, Glomeromycota, Glomeromycetes, Archaeosporales, Ambisporaceae. The record is from the annotation of a GenBank genome assembly.